CCGCUUUGACUCCCAGUGACAUCGAGACGUUCAGCGUCACCUUGACGUGAUCCACGUGCAGACUUGGCGCGUGAUGCUGACCGUUAGGUGAACGAGGCACCAUGAUUCUAACGGUUGUAUCGGGCUGGCGAGGCUUGCUGGCAGUGGCCGGCCUUUCUCUAACGGUCGAAGGACUCUACUAUCUCAUCCGUUACCUGAAGCGGUUUCGCGAGCGGCGGCCGCAGGUACUUUUCUUCCCCGCGCCGGUGACGUGCGUACGUCCACUGCUGCUUUCGAGUCCCGGCCAUUGUAGCUGUAGCCUGUCCCACCGGGAGAGUGCACUGAGCUGCCUGACCCGCCUGUUGCUCAGUGCUCGCCGCUCGCUCGAUGUCUGCGUGUUCACCAUCUCCAGCGUAGAGUUGAGCAACUCAGUGCUAGCGGUGCACGGCCGCGGGGUGCGGGUACGGGUCAUCACCGACUCGGAUUACAUGGCGUUAGCCGGUUCGCAGGUCGGCGCCUUCAGGAGAGCUGGUAUCGAAGUCAGACAUGAUCAGGAUGCAAACUACAUGCACCACAAAUUUGCUGUGAUUGAUGGAUUGAUCCUCAUAACUGGAUCUUUGAACUGGAGUGCCCAAGGCAUUUUUGGGAAUAAAGAAAAUGUAAUCAUAAUUAAAAACACUGAUGUUGUGAAGGCAUUUAUUGAAGAAUUUGAACGACUUUGGAAUGAAUAUGAUCCGUCAAAGUAUAGCUUUUCUCCUAAAAGCUGAACAGGAACCACAGUUUUGAACCAGUUUGGAAGAAGUGGCAAAUAAUGUUGUGGUUCUGUUCGCCGAGCUGGAAAUUUUUGUUGCAAACGUUUCGUCCCCUGUCUAGGUGAC
Chiloscyllium plagiosum (whitespotted bambooshark) is the source of this 857-nucleotide messenger RNA. RefSeq names its product phospholipase D family, member 6 (gene pld6). Gene Ontology annotation, biological process: piRNA processing. Gene Ontology annotation, molecular function: RNA endonuclease activity producing 5'-phosphomonoesters, hydrolytic mechanism. Gene Ontology annotation, cellular component: mitochondrion. The record is from RefSeq and is a predicted model, not a curated record. NCBI's taxonomy places the organism in Eukaryota, Metazoa, Chordata, Chondrichthyes, Orectolobiformes, Hemiscylliidae.